This is a messenger RNA of Setaria italica (foxtail millet), 1191 nucleotides long. Its product is annotated as transcription factor bHLH30. Gene Ontology annotation, biological process: regulation of DNA-templated transcription. NCBI's taxonomy places the organism in Eukaryota, Viridiplantae, Streptophyta, Magnoliopsida, Poales, Poaceae. Bases 253 to 987 code for a protein of 244 amino acids. The transcript is spliced from 2 exons. Gene Ontology annotation, molecular function: protein dimerization activity; DNA-binding transcription factor activity. The record is from RefSeq and is a predicted model, not a curated record.
ACAAAAAGGAAGCGCGCAUCGUGUCGGCGCGCGGCCCGAGCUCUGCGCCCAGCAUGUCGUGGUCGACGACUCCUGGGGUUCCCCGCCGGCUCUAUCGACGGCCUCCGUUUUAAAACCCCCGCCCCGCGAGGCAGCGACGCUCCCACUUCCGGCGGAUCGCGAGCUUUUUAAUUACGGCAGCCGCGACGCGCCGGCGUGGUCCGUUCAGUUCUUUGGGUUGUCGAGUGGUGAGCGAGGGGGCGGCGGAGAGAGAUGGUGGUGGUGAUGACGGAGGACGGAGAGGAGGAGCGCCGGGCGCCGGCGCCGGCGUCACGGAAGAAGGAGCGGGGCCGGAGCCACAGCGAGGCCGAGCGCAAGCGGCGGCAGCGGAUCAACGCGCACCUCGCCACGCUCCGCACCCUCGUCCCCUCUGCGUCACGGAUGGACAAGGCGGCGCUGCUGGGCGAGGUGGUGCGGCACGUGCGGGAGCUGCGCGGGAAGGCGAGCGACGCGGCGAAGGGCGUCGGCGCCGGCGUCAUCCCCGGGGAAGGCGACGAGGUGGGCGUCGAGGAGGACGACCGCUGGCGUCCCGCCGGUCGACACUACGGCGGCGUCGGCGGUCUCGGGACGGACGCCGACGACGCCUGCGACCGCCGCCUGCGGCCGCCGCGUCGCGUCAGGGCGUGGGUGUGCUGCGCCGACCGACCGGGGCUCAUGACCGACCUGGGCCGCGCCGUGCGGUCCGUCGGGAACGCGCGCCCCGUCCGCGCCGAGAUCGCCACCGUCGGCGGGCGGACCCGCGGCGUCCUGGAGCUGGACGUCUGCUGCGAUGACGGCGACGGCGACGUAGUGGCGGCCGCCGCCACGGACAGAGGCAACAGGGCGGUGGCGAUGUCCACGCUGCGGACGGCGCUGCGCGCCGUGCUGCUCGACCGGGAGGAGCACCUCUCCGCCGCGGAGGGGUACAAGCGGCCGCGCUUCUCGGCGCAGAUCGCCGAGGUGCAGUGAACGCCGUGCUGAUGCACUCGAUCCUGGACUCCUGGUCUUGUCUCCAACUUGUUCGUGCUAGUCUGAUUUUACGUGUCAUUCAACAGUUGGUCUUUGUACUUGCAAAGAAUAGUAUGGUCGUAUGCAGACUUGUCAGAUGUACUGUUUGCGACAGUGGAAUUUAGGGCAUCGUGGUGCUGGUGGAUUUUGCAGGGGUGUUUACCC